AUACGUACCAAAGUUUCUUCUUCAAUAUCUUUGUUUUGUUUCAAAUCUUUAUUUUCCAAAUGGUGAAACCGUGUCUCCAUGUUGAUUCCAUCUCCUCUUUCUUCUUCUGUCUCUUGGUCUCCAGCUUCUUUGUCAGCAGUCUUGUGUCUCUCCCCUCUCCUCGUCCUGACCAAAUUGAGAUCCUUAUGGCAUUUAAGAACGAGUUUCCAAUCCUCAAAUGCAGCUUAGAGUGGCCUAACUCAGAUCAAAAGACAAAAUAUUGGACCAGCAAAGACGUUAACUCCUUUGAUGGGGUUGAAUUUGAUAACAAGACUGGUGUAGUGACGAAACUAGACCUAGAAGGUGCAUGUCUCAGUGGCAGUCUCAGUGCUAAUAGUAGCCUUUUCAGAUUACACCACCUCAGGUACCUUGAUCUCUCUUUCAACCACUUUGAUUCCUCCUCAUUCCUCCCCGAACUUGCCAAACUCACAAACUUAGAGUACUUGAAUCUUUAUAAUAUGGGCUUAGUCGGUGAAAUUCCAUCCUCAUUCAGUAGCCUAAACCGUUUAACGGACUUGAUCCUUUUACGUAACGAGUUCUUCGGCAGUUUUGCACCUCUACUCAAUCUAUCAAAGCUCUCUCAUUUAGAUCUUUCCGAUAAUCACUUUUCUGGAUACUUUCCUUGUUCUUUACUCACCCUGCCUUUCCUGUCAUAUCUUGGUUUGGGACAAAACCAUCUCAUCGACUCUCUUGAAACCAUAAAUUGCUCUUCAUCACCUAAGCUUCAAUGGUUAGACCUUAGCAAUAACCGUCUCAGUGGUAGAAUCGUUGAGCCUCUCUCAAAAUUAACCAACCUCACGUACCUGUACCUAUCUUUUCAGAACACAACCGACUCAUUCAACUUCGUCUCUUUGGGCUUCAAAUCUUUAGAGAUAUUGGAUCUUUCGGGAAAUGCUAUAUCAAGGCUUAAUAUCGGACCACCAAAUUUGUGGGAACUACACUUGAAUAACUGCAGCCUCAACGAGUUCCCCACAUUUAUUAAAAACCUACAGAAUCUGGAGGUAUUGUACAUGCGAAACAAUAGAAUCAAAGGAGAGGUGCCUAAAUGGUUAUGGAGUCUGCCUUCUUUGAAUGCAUUGUAUAUGUCUGACAAUUCCCUUGACAGCUUUGAAAGCUCGCCAAUAAGGCUUCUUAGUUUGUCGCUUAUCCUAUUAGAUCUGAGUUCCAACGCUUUUCGAGGAUCUCUUCCUGUUUUUCCACCGACGUUGGAAUCCCUGCUUGCAUCAAAUAACAGUUUCACAGGAGACAUACCUCUUUCAUUGUGCAAUCAAAGCUCCCUACGUGUCCUUGAUUUAGGGCACAACAACUUCAGUGGUUCAAUUCCCAAAUGCUUGAGUAAAUCAGUAGAACAUUUGGAUCUCCGAAACAAUAAUCUCAUUGGGAGACUUCCCGAGAUACUCAACAAAAGUGGCUCACUUACAACACUUGACGUUAGCCACAAUCAAAUAACUGGGAAGCUUCCAAGGUCUCUUACCAAUUGCAAAAACCUAGAGGUUCUAAAGAUGGAGGGCAAUAGAAUCGCUGACACCUUUCCCUUUUGGCUGAAGGAUCUACCAAACCUAAAAGUAAUUGUCCUACGAUCAAACAUGUUCCAUGGUCCAAUCUAUUCUCCUCAACAUCCUCUAUCAUUUCCACAACUGCGGAUGGUUGACAUAUCGCGUAACCAAUUCACCGGAAGUCUACCACAUGAUUACUUUGUCAAUUGGAGUACACCCUUGAUCAGUAUUUCCGAAGAGUAAGGAACAGAACCACUGUACAUGUCAUCUAGUUACGGAGACAAUAAUUACCCUUCCAUGUAUUUGAGAAACAAAGGAAUAGAAAUGGAGCUGGAAAAGAUCCUUGUGACCUACGCAGCCAUUGAUUUCUCCGAAAACAAAUUUGGAGGACAGAUUCCAGAAUCUAUAGGCCUCUUGAAGUCGCUUAUUGUGCUCAACCUAUCCAACAAUGAUUUCACUGGUCAAAUUCCAUCCUCUUGGGCUAAUCUCACAAGGCUCGAGUCACUGGACCUAUCUCGGAACCAACUUACUGGAAAAAUCCCUCAGGAGCUAGCAACUCUCUCGUUCUUGGAGUACAUCAACGUUUCACAUAACAAACUCACGGGACAGAUACCACAGGGCACACAGAUGGGAGGACAGCCUAAAUCAUCUUUUGAAGGGAAUCUCAAUCUUUGUGGUCCUCCUCUUGAGGAGAGUUGCUUCGGCGACAAGGCACCAUCAACACCAGAGGCACAAGAGCCAGAACCUCCAAAGAAAGAACAAGUGUUGAACUGGAAAGCAGCAGUAAUGGGAUAUGGCCCUGGAGUCUUGUUUGGACUCGCGAUUGGACAUUUCUUUUAUGCGUACAAACCGGUGUUGUUCUACAAGUUGUUUCGUCUCUGAAGUGAAGUUUAUGCCUUCGGUUUUAUUGAAAUAAGUUGUAAGGGUUUUUGUAACCGUUUCGACAUGGAUAUGUAUGUGUGUGUUCUAAAAAGAAAGAUAUGUAUGUGUGUGAGUGAGUGAUAUCAACAUAGAUAUGUAUGUGAUAUGUUUUAUAAUUUUUGUAAAUUUUGGUACGUAGGUUGCCCCUCCCCCAAGGAAUAAAAACACCAGUUGAAACA
Messenger RNA from Brassica napus (rape), 2635 nucleotides. RefSeq names its product receptor-like protein 54. The transcript has a single exon. The coding region runs from base 1797 to 2417 and encodes 206 amino acids. The record is from RefSeq and is a predicted model, not a curated record. NCBI's taxonomy places the organism in Eukaryota, Viridiplantae, Streptophyta, Magnoliopsida, Brassicales, Brassicaceae. Gene Ontology annotation, molecular function: protein binding.